AUGGUAAAGGCCUUUGUUUUUACACUUGCUCUUGCAUUGACCACUGUGGUUGCACGUCCUACUACUACAACCAAGGAUGAUGAUGCGUAUGUCAAGGUCGCAUCUGAUGGCUCUGGUUUCACACGUUAUGGCAAGCCGUAUUACAUCAGAGGCGCUAACUACUGGCAAGGAAUAUCAUUGGGAGCAAACGAUUGUUAUGGUGGUGACCGGGAUCGUAUGGAGACUGAAAUCAAGCAAAUGGCUGAUAUGGGCAUCAACAAUUUGCGUGUUAUGGCCUCUGCUGAAGGUCCUGACGACCAACCUUAUCGCAUGCGACCCUCCUUCAUGACCAAACCUGGCGAAUACAAGGAAGCUGUUUUCGAAGGUCUGGAUUAUCUUUUGGAUGCCAUGGAUCGGCAUAAUAUGACAGCCGUCAUGACGCUCAACAACUUUUGGCAGUGGUCUGGAGGCUUUGCUCAAUACGUGGCGUGGGUGCUCAAUAAUCAAACCAUCCCUUAUCCCGAAGGCGACAAGAACUGGAACGAAUUCACUGUUUAUGCAGCUCGCUUUUAUAAUGAUUCCAGUAUUGCUGACAAGGCUCAGGAUUUAUUCAAGGAUCACAUCAAAGCUGUCCAAACGCGUGUCAACACCGUCAAUGGCAAAAAGUACAACGAGGAUCCUGUGAUCAUGUCAUGGCAACUGGCCAACGAGCCUCAAGAGGCACCUGAAUGGUGGUUUGAGGAAACGAGCAACUUUAUCAAAUCGAAUGCACCCAACCAAUUGGUGUCUGCUGGCUUGGAAGCAAAGUUGGAUCAAUACGACUUUAAUCGUGCACAUGAUCACAAGAACAUUGAUUACACUACAUGUCACUUGUGGGUGGAAAACUGGGAAAUUUACGAUCCUGCCAAUGAAUCAUCCCUUGCUGAUGCUCAAGCGUAUGCCAAGGAUUACAUUUCAUCACGUGCUGAAUGGGCAGCUGCACUCAAAAAGCCGAUCAUUAUGGAGGAAUUUGGCAUGGCACGUGAUGCAUUCAAUCAUCCUGACGAUGACGAGUACAAGUAUGAUCCUUCUACCCCUACUACGCAUAAGGAUACCUAUUACAAGGGCAUCUUUGAUCAAAUCUUGGAACUCGCCAAAGAAAACAAGUUUAGUGGAAGUGCGUUUUGGGCUUAUGGUGGAUUGGGCCGCUCCACCGAUUAUCCCAACCAAUACGGCAUGGUGAUUCUCGGUGAUCCACCCCACGAGCGCCGAGGAUGGUACAGCGUUUACGACAAGGAUACUUCUACUAUUGAAGUGAUCAAGAAUUACAAUAACCAGCUAAAGGAGCUAGAAGAACAAUAA
Messenger RNA from Lichtheimia ornata, 1320 nucleotides. RefSeq lists its product as uncharacterized. The record is from RefSeq and is a predicted model, not a curated record. Gene Ontology annotation, molecular function: hydrolase activity, hydrolyzing O-glycosyl compounds. The coding region runs from base 1 to 1320 and encodes 439 amino acids. NCBI's taxonomy places the organism in Eukaryota, Fungi, Mucoromycota, Mucoromycetes, Mucorales, Lichtheimiaceae. The transcript has 7 exons.